UUCAGCAUGUCUACAUGACUAAAUGCAUUGAGCUGCUGCCACGUGAUGCGUUAAGGAGCAGUUGAACAGGUGUACCUAAUAAAAUGGCUGUUGAGUGACCAAGCGUCAAUAUUUGACGCGUUGGGAGUGAGAAUGUGUCAGAACUGUAACAUUUCCCUCUGAGGUGUUGAGGAGUAGAAAUAUCAAGUGGCAGAAAAUGUAAAUACUCAUUUAAAGUAUAAGUAUCUCAUAUUUGUAGGUUAUUAAAUUCAGUAUUAAAGUAAAUAUAUUCAGACACUCUUCAGUCUGUUGGUUAUAAAAGGUGUUUCUCGGUGUCUUCUAAUGUCUCGUGCUGUUUCCCAGUGAGUGCAUGCUGUAAUGCUGGAGAGGAUGAAGAUGAUGAUGAUGAGGAGGAGGGGGAGGACCCGUGUGUGUCUCCAUGCAGCCUCCGGAGCGCAGGGCGGGGCGACGCCGCGCAGCAGCAGCAGCAGCAGCAGCAGCUUCAUCACCGCUGACCGACACCGACCUCCUGCUCGUCUCCAGGCCGCGGCGUGGACGCCGGAGCCCGGCCUGAUUCCUCUCAACCACCGCAGGUCCGGGUUCGAGCUGCGAAACGCACUACAGGUGAUGAUAAUAACGACAGUGACGAAGAGGCUGAUGAAGGUGAUGGCGUGCAGUUAGGAGCUGCGGAGCGGCAACGAAGCGCAAACUGAAUCCGUGCGCGGAGCGGGAGCACCGCGCUCCGAUGCAGCAGAAAAAUCGCCAUUGUUUGGAUGCGCAGCAGACUGAGAGGACAAACCCGGAGCACAGAGACGCUGUUUGACACGGAGACACCAUGCUGCUUUCCCCGCUGCUUCUGACGCUGGGGCUGCUCUGCUUUACCCCGAGCGUGUUGGCGUUCCAGUUGUCGGUAAACGAUGACGGACUGAUUGUGGUGGCGCUCGAGAGUUCGGACCUGCAGGAGAACGCCACAGCGUACGCCGCUCAGAUCUCCGGAGAGCCUCGACCGAUCCUGGUUCAGUUUGUGAACACCAGUGAGCCUCUGCUGUUCAACACGUCAUAUCAUGGUCUCUGCUACACUGUGGGGCUACUGGUUAAACUGGGACAGAGCUGGUCCAGACCUGUCAAGACUGUGUCUGUGCUCACACAGCCACUUCCUGUCCGCAGUGUCCACAUAUCGGACUAUAAGGAGUCUCCAGAGACAGGCGUGGUGUUUGAAAUCGAGCCUCCGGCCGGAAACAUCUUCAGCAGAGUCAACAUCAGCUACACAGAGGGACAGGAGCGACGGUCGAUGCUCUAUAAAGAUUUCUACAAAGGGAAGACGGUGUUCAAACACUGGUUACCAGGCAUGUGUUACCGUAACAUCACCUUCCAGCUGAUCUCCGAGGCCACAGUGUACCAGACUGCUCUGGUGACACAGAGUGACAUUACACACACACCUGUGCACCACAGGACAGUGCCCUACCCGCCCCUCAACAUUUCCCAUAAGAUCGUCCACCUGAGCCAGAGGGAGCUGCCAGGUGGAGCCCCUGACACGCUCCCUCCUGAGGGGAGCGAGGAGAGCCGGCGAGCCUCCCGUCGAGCCAGGGACGUCCUUCUGAUGGAGGAGCAGGAGGAGGAAGAGGAGGAGGUGCACACUGAGGAGGAGAACACUGAGGAGGAGGAGGUGGUGGGAGCUGUCACUCGGGCUCCCUUCAGCCCAACACACAACACGACAGGCACCAACGCUGUGAACCAGACGACAGAGACUCAGAGCUACUGGCUGGACCCGACUGAUGCAGCUCCUUCAGAUCGGGAGGAGGAGUUCGUUAACGCUGUGGUGUCAGAGUAUGAAGACUCCAAUGAGCCCGGCUCAGCUAUGGGUCUCCCCGCUGAGGCCGCCAUCCUGCCCACCAAACUGCCCCCCAUCCUGCUGGAGCUGCGCUGGCUGCCGCCCAGACCCCCGACCAGCUACGAUGGCUUCAACAUCUACAUCUACAGAGACGGUAACUCCACGGAAACGGCCACCGUGGAUGAAAACACUCACGAGUUCUUCACCGAGUUAACGGAGCCAGGAACGUACCGAGUCCAGGUCACCACUCUCAGCUCGUCUGGAGACUGUGAGGCCAGAGAGAGCGCCGCCGACACCGGCUUCACCUUCUACCUCAGUCCUGGUGGUGAGCUGCUGGAGGAGCUCCGCGAGCGUCCUCAGGCCGUCAGUGUCAGACUGCUGGACUCCAGCACCGCCGCCGUCUCCUGGGCUCCGUCCUCUGAGAACCACAACGGCAGCCUGGUGUCAGUGGUUUCCACCACCUGCCUCAGACCGAGUCUCAGCCAGAGGAUGGAGAACACGUACUGCAGCGAGGAAAACACCACGAGUGACAUCAUCACUAACCUGACGCCUGGGGCUCAGUACAGAGUGGUGGUCUAUCACACCAACGGACCCCUGAUGAGUCCUCCGUCUGAACCCGUCAUCAUCGAUAUAGAGCCCACAGGUGUGCUGGAGCUGGCUGUUUACCCUCUGAGUCCGACGGCAGUGAUCCUAAGCUGGCAGCGUCCGUACCACGUCGCCUUCAGGAAGUACGUCCUGCAGACCUUCUUCUUCAACCCCGUCACGCUGGCAUCAGAGUGGACCACCUACUACGAGAUCGCCGCCACCGCCUCCGUCAUCGCCUCCGUGAGAGUGACGGAUCUGCUGCCGGCCUGGUAUUAUAAUUUCCGUGUUUCCAUGGUGACGUGGGGCGACCCGCCGCUCAGCUGCUGCGACAGCUCAACUGUCAGCUUCGUAACAGCUCCGGAGGCUCCUCACAUCUCCUCGGUGGAUUACUCUCAUGGCGUCCUGUAUGUUCGCUGGACGUACGGCGAGCUCUUCAUCGACCUCUCACAUUCCAGGAUGCUUCACUGGCAGGUGGUCGCCGUUGGCAAGAAAGGACCAGAGAGGAGCUACUCCAUCGACGUGACUCGUAAUGUGAUGCGUGCCAGCCUCCCUCUGCCUCCAGGGGACAUCUACAACCUGACAGUGACGGCCUGCACUGAACGCAGCAGGAACACCUCCAUGCCAAACAUCAUCAAACUAGAGCCGGCUGCUCCCAGGGCACUGUACGCUGUGAACGCCACCCACUCAGCUGUGACUCUGCUGUGGACCGAGGAAGGAGUGGUCGACUACUACCAGGUCCUCUGUAAACCCAACAAAGCCAGCAAGGAGCUCAAGGCCCGCGAGCCUCAGACAGCCAACUCUCACGUGGUGACCGUGUCCGGUUUGAUGCCCUCAUCCACCUACAACUGCACCGUCACCAGUUUCAGCUACAGCACGCCCAGCAAGCCCGCACAUAUCACCAUUAGCACCGCGGCUAAAGAGAUGAACCCGAGCGUAGCAGCGAUCUCGGCUCUGGCCGUCCUCAGCAUCCUCCUCAUCAGCCUGCUGGUUCUGUUCCUGCUGGUUCUUCGUAAGAAACACCUGCAGAUGACCAGAGAGUGUGGCGCAGAGACUUUCGUCAACUUUGCCUCAUUUGAAAGAGACGGAAAGCUUCCCUAUAACUGGCGAAGAAGCCUCUUUGCCUUCCUUACCCUACUGCCAUCCUGCCUUUGGACUGACUAUCUUUUGGCUUUUUAUAUUAAUCCUUGGAGCAAGACAGCUUUAAAGAAACGGAAGCUAACAAGUCCCGUGCAGCUGGAUGACUUUGACGCCUUCUUCAAAGAAAUGAGCAAAGACUCGGCCUACAAGUUCUCUCUGCAGUUUGAGGAGCUGAAGAGUGUCGGCCUGGAUCUUUCCCACGAUGCAGCGGACCUGCCUGUCAACAGGCCGAAGAACAGAUACACAAACAUCCUCCCCUACGACUUCAGUCGGGUGAAGCUGAUCUCGAUGCACAACGACGAAGGUUCAGACUACAUCAACGCCAACUACAUACCUGGCUACAAACAUAGUAAAGAGUACAUCGCCACUCAGGGUCCACUGCCUGAAACUCGCAACGAUUUCUGGAAGAUGGUUCUGCAGCAGAAAUCUCCGAUCAUCGUCAUGCUGACUCAGUGUAACGAGCGACGGAGGGUGAAGUGUGAUCACUACUGGCCGUUCACAGAUGAGCCUGUGAUGUACGGAGAGAUCAGUGUGGAGAUGCUCUCUGAAACCGAGUCUCCAGAGUGGACCAUCAGGAAGUUCAGACUGGGAUACGCUGAUGAGAGUCAGGACGUGCUCCACCUGAACUACACCUCAUGGCCGGAUCAUGGCGUCCCCACGGUCAACGCCAUCGAAAGCAUCCUGCAGUUCGUCCACAUUGUCCGUCAGCAGGCCAACAGGACCAAAGACCCCAUCAUCGUCCACUGCAGUGCUGGAGUCGGCCGGACGGGGACGUUCAUCGCUCUGGACCGUCUCAUGCAGCACAUCAGAGAACACGAGUUUGCAGAUAUCCUGGGGAUGGUGUCCGAGAUGCGAUCACACCGUCUGUCUAUGGUCCAGACUGAGGAGCAGUACGUGUUCAUCCAUCAGUGCGUCCUGUUGAUGUGGCAGAAGAAGAAGCAGCAGUCCAUCACAUCUGAUGUCAUCUACGAGAACGCUAGCAAGACAUAAUGAUGGAGGCUCCUCCAGACGCUGCGAACACACCCAGCCUCCUGUGCUUCAGGCAUCCAUUCUCUGCAGAAGAAGAUCCGCGUCAUCAUCAGUGUCAAAAAACAAAACAGCAGAACAUCUUGACAAAAAAAAUAGAAUCCAGUUUUUUGUUUGAAUUGAUGUUAAAGCAUGGGAUGGAGUUUUGCCUUAAGGAGCCUUCACUGACUGACCAACAUGUUGAACCACAACCCUGCCCUCUGAACUGGACUGACUCACGUCAACGUGGGGUGGGAGGAGUCGGAGGUUAACGCGCUCCGACCUGUGAUUGGAUGUCUACACUGUGUCCGUCCUCAUUGAGGCGACGUGUUGGUGUAACUGAGUCAGCAGUUUUUCAUUUUAUUUCUUUUUUAAUCUCAGGAGUAGCUGAAAAACCAGCAAGCACACUGGCCUCUUCCUCCACUUCGAAAGUAAUUUAUCAUCGGUUAGUAUUAGUUUUUUGCAUCAUUGAUAGUGUUCACCGUCCUGCAGAGUGCAGCUUUCCUGGCUUUUUGUAACGUCAGAGUUGAAGGCGGUAGAUUUCAACGUUACUCACUGCCAAACAAACCAAACAUGGGACUGUAACAUGUUGAUUGAUAAAAACAUCAACUGCUCUAACAUGCUAACCAACUGCCAGGACUGCUGCACAGAUUAUACUCACUGAGAGAACCCAGCAAGCAUUCGACGAAGAGUAAAGGUCUGGAAAAUGAGCACAACACUUUGUCAUGUUGAAGUAGAUUUUUAAUUGAGUUUUUUAAAUUAAACACUAAACAUGGAUCGUGCUUGGAGGAGCCUUCCAAACAUAAUGGUGUAUCUGUCCUGGUCAAAAUUGUCAAACAAUGGUAAAAAUUAUUUGUCGUCGUUGGACAUCUGUGAAAAAUUAGGAACAUUUUUGCUGCAGUUUGAACAAGCUGAACGUUCCAGACUUUAGAAAUGGUUUUAUCAGAAAAGUAUUUGGUACCGAUUUCUAGAAAUGCUACUCGAAUGCCUCCGAACUUUUUAUCCCGUCCGUUGGAUCGACCACUAAACGUCUGAAUGUUUGCUGGGUCUGCACAAGAACUAAAGGGCACAAACAGUUGAAGGGAACGAACGCCUUUCUGUGGAAACACGAGCGCCUCAUGCUGCCGUCCCGUCGCUGUCGGGCGUGUUGGAGGCCAGUUUAGAGACUGUGGUUGUAGAGCUGUAGUUUGUAUUUGCACUGAGGCCUCGGAGCUGCCUGACCUGCUGACAGAAGAAGGGAAGACUUUCUGUUGCUGCUUCCUGCUGUGGAGGACUAACUGCAGCCGUGCCGCUCGAUAUUCGUCCUGUCCUGUGGGCUCUUCUAACAGAGGAUCUCGAUCUGAAGACGUAGAAUUAACUUUAGACUACCGGAGAUGUUUUUAACCCUCUGAGGAUCACGAACUCAUCGGCUGCAACAAUCCUGUUUGGAAACAAACAAAUGGAUCAUAUCAGACUGAGACAGAAGACAGAAGAGAGACAUUACUCAGUCGAACUGCCAAAACUACAAAAAGUUUUAUCAAGACCUGAUGUUGAGUUUCCCUUUCUGUUGAUGAAUUUGGGAAAUGACAAACAUAUCUUUGGGUCGGCCCGAGCCUUUCUGAGCCUCCUGGCACAAUUUGAAUAUCUUUAAUCCAUCAGAUUACCAAUUUAAAAAAGUGCAACUGUUCUCUAGAACUCAUGACAAUAAAACUAAAUAUUGACCCAAAACAUAUCUGUCAUUCCAGAAAGCGCAAAUAUAAAACAUAUAAAAAAAUGUUACAUUCCCUGCUUUUUGUUGUCGUCUGUUGCCCCAAACUUUGGAAUAGUGCCCCAAAUACUAAACUUUGAUAUUACAUUAUUUUGAUUCUUCUAUUAAUCCUCAAAUGUUGGGUUCCUUAACAGUGUUUUUUGUUAUAUUAUUUGGCACAGAGCCCUGAAAAGUUUCAGGUUAUAAAACAUUCUAAACAUUUUUUUUUCUCAAUUCCAAAAUUUUGUAAAGAACCACAACUUUAUAACAUAUUGUAUUGUGCCCCCUAGAGUGGCCACAAAUACCCUAACGUGAGUGCUCACAGUAAAAUGGUAAGAGUCCCAAAAUUUAGCAAAAUGCAACAAAAAGUUUUAAGUGUCAGAUUGGGUUCUGCAAAAAUUUGUUUUAAUAUGAUUAAUUAUAUAUGACCAAAUAUUGUUUAUUGUCACAUUUGGUAUGGCAUUUACAAUUUAAAAAUUGGUAUAAUGUCCCAAAAUAUUGUGUAGCACCCCCAAAAUUUGUGACAGUUACAAAAUGUUUCACCUAAAGUUACUAAUGCCAGAUUUGGUAUUGCAAAAUUGUGUUUUAAUGGCAAAAUUAGAUAUGACCAAAUUUUGUUUACAACAGACACAUUUGGUAUUGCAUUUUCAAUUUGUUUUAAUUUUUUAAAAUUUGGUAUAAUGUCCCAAAAUAUUGUGUAGGGCUCCUAAAAUUUGUUAUGGUUACAGAAUGUUUCACCUAAAGUUACUAUUGCCAUAUUUGGUAUUGCAAAAUUAGAUAUGACCAAAUUUUGUUUACAACAGACACAUUUGGUAUUGCAUUUUCAAUUUGUUUUAAUUUUUUAAAAUUUGAUAUAAUGUCCCAAAAUAUUGUGUAGCGCUCCUAAAAUUUGUUAUGGUUACAGAAUGUUUCACCUAAAGUUACUAAUGCCAUAUUUGGUAUUGCAAAAUUAGAUAUGACCAAAUUUUGUUUACAACAGACACAUUUGGUAUUGCAUUUACGAUUUGUUUAAAUUUGCAUUGUGCCCCCUAAAUUUGAUAUGAUUAAAAAAAUUUAAUAUAAUGGCCACAAAUGCCCUAACGUGUGUGCUCGCAGUAAAACCGUAAGAGUCUCAAAAUUUGGCAUAAUACCACAAAAAGUUGUAAGCGUCAACUAUGGUAUUGCAAAAUUUUGUUUCAAUCGCAAAAUUAGAUAUGACUAAAUUUUGUUUACAACAGACACAUUUGGUAUUGCAUUUACAAUUUGUUUUAAUUUUUAAAAUUUGGUAUAAUGCCCCAAAAUAUUGUGUAGUGCCCCUAAAAUUUGCUAUGGUUACAAAAUGUUAUUCAGCACUACCAAAAGUUAUUAAUGCCAGAUUCCCAGUAUUUGGUGCAGUCCCAUUUGUGUUUGGGGAUAAUACCACAACUAGAUGCUAGAGAGGAUUCUCUGGAAUUUAAAAAUCUUUCGGGUCUUGCAACAAAAUCAGUGAGCUUUGAAAUAAAUUUUAGAAAAGUAGUUCUGAUGUUGAAAACGAACAGUUAAGCUUCAUGUUUCGGUUGUUUUGGGGCCUGAAUCUCGGCUCAGUUCGAUCUUGGCUCGGGCCGACUGAAUAUCUCCGUCUUAACACAUGAAUACUGUACAGAAAAUUGUUAUCAAGCCAUUUUCUGACGCAUCAGUCUGUUAUCAGAUCAACUUAUUUACAAUUAUUUAGUCAUUUUCCAUGUUUCUAUCGAACAUUUGAAUUGAAGGGCAAAAGAAACUCCACAUUUCUCACUUCCUUGAUGACUGUAGAGAAUGUCUACUGAACAGAUGAGAGUGGUCGACCUCAUUCAACCCAAAAUUUUACACUCCAUUCAGGAUGUACAGGGUGUCGUCAAAAUACGAGCGGAGAGUUGAGUGGCUUUUCUUUUUGGGUCUCCACAGAGGAGAUAGUGAUGAUGGUCCAAUACGAGAUUACAUCUGAUUUUAUAACAUUUACUGUCAACAAUCCUCUUCCAAUCAAAAUCACUUCAGUGGUCUGUUUCAGUUUACAGUGCUGUCAAUGGGAGGAAACAGUGCCAGUAAAAUUACCAAUUUACAUCAAAAAAAACUUUCCUCACAUCUUCUCAAGAUAAACUUUUAGCCAAUUAAAGCUUUCUUAAUAGAUUUUUUUGUGCAUUGUGCAAAUGUUAACGGGGUGGGAAUCACCAGAGGAUCCACGAUAUGAUAUUAUCAUGAUACAGUCACGAUACAAUAUUAUUGCGAUUUUAAAUAUGUUGUGGUAUGCUGGUUAUUGCGAUAAAAUAUAUUGCCAUAUAUUACCUUUUUCCAUCUGUAAAUUAUGUCCCCAAAGGAAAACUUUGUCAACAUUGUUUUCAUUUAAUAAGAUAAAAUUUUAAGUCUGUUUACGUCACUUCAGCCAUUUUUUUGUAUUUGCGGGAAAAAUGUAUCUGGUGGACUGAAAAAGCAAUUUAUUAUAUUAUUCUAUUAGGCUACCUAAAGUUUAAUUUGUAUUUGUGAUAUUUAUAAUUUAUUUAAUUAAAAAAAAAAAAAAAAUCGAUAUUUGGCACUGUGUGAUGAUACGAUAUUUCCACACAAAAAUAUUGCAAUAUUAUGAUGUAUCGAUUGUUAUACAUAUCAUUACAGAUUGUUACAAAAAGUUUUUGUGUAGUUUAAAUAUUUUUAUAAGCUAAAAUUUGUUUAAUCUUGUUUAACGACCUCACAUGAAAUUUGGCUGAAUGGGAAAAAAAAUCAAAGUAUAAAAAUUAGCAACAUAAAGAUUUCAAUUAAUAACUAAACUAAGAAUUGACUAAUCAAACCAAAUAAUUAAAGAAAAAGUUUACAAUGAGUGUUGUUCCCCCAAAAAACAUAUGGUCACAAAUUUUGUUAUAACCUUCUAAAGUUGUUCUAAUUUAAAAAGCGCCUCAAAUACUAAAAUUUAAGAAAAGAAAAGCCACUUCUAACUGCUGUUUGUGUUAUUUUGACCACACCUUGUAUCCAAUUUGUAAAAAAAUAAAUAAAUAAAAAUAAAAAAAAUGGAAGAGAUCAAUGAAUGUGUGUAAAAAGGCCGUUGGACACUUCAGUGUUGACUUGUAAAAUGAUUCGUCAUUGUGGCCUUGUGGUUCAAACACCUGAAGUCUUUACCUGUUCGUUGGUUCGGUUGCCACUCGAUCUGAUAUAGGUUACAUUUCACUAUUAGAUAUCAAAUGUACUGUACAUACUACUACUGCUUAACUAUUCUGUUUCUACUCGUCAUUACAAAGUAAUUCUUGUGGAAAUGUUGCUUUAGAGGUUUGUUUUUUAAAAGUUGUUGUAUAUGUGAAUCAUCAUUACCUGAGCCAGAAGUUCUCCCAUCACUACGACGGUUCGGCUGUUGGACGUUUGGAGACUCGGCUGUUGGGGAAACGUCGACGUGGAGAACUUGUCAGUCGGAGAAACGCACUUUGGAACAGCUGUUAAAAAGAUUUAGAAGAUUAAAAACUGACGUUAAAACCUGGAGACAAUGUCUGAAAGCUCAGCACUGUACACUCUUCUACAAUUCUUUCUCUUGCUUAGUGUGUGUCCAGUCAAACUUGUACGUCAUUGGUGCCAUUCUUGUGCAUUGUGUCACUUAAAAUUUGAGGGACGAUCUAGAACUCGGAUCGUCGUCACAGAGUUUUAAUGUGUGUGUGCGUGUUGGAACAAAAUAAAAUGUUGCAGUUA
Epinephelus moara (kelp grouper) is the source of this 9923-nucleotide messenger RNA. RefSeq names its product protein tyrosine phosphatase receptor type O (gene ptpro). Lineage: Eukaryota; Metazoa; Chordata; Actinopteri; Perciformes; Serranidae. Gene Ontology annotation, molecular function: Wnt-protein binding; protein tyrosine phosphatase activity; cadherin binding. Bases 815 to 4522 code for a protein of 1235 amino acids. The transcript is spliced from 27 exons. Gene Ontology annotation, cellular component: glutamatergic synapse; plasma membrane; GABA-ergic synapse. Gene Ontology annotation, biological process: podocyte differentiation; regulation of glomerular filtration; negative regulation of canonical Wnt signaling pathway. The record is from RefSeq and is a predicted model, not a curated record.